AUGAAAAUCCUCAAGAAAGCAAUUGAUAAACAAAAAUCUGGUUACGUCAGACUACAAGCUGAAGACAAUGAAGACCUAUGGGCCAUCUAUAAUUUAAUCCAAAAAGACCAUACUGAAAUAGAAAUCAAAACAAAUUACAACUUCAAAAAGGAAUUUGGGAAUGGCAAAACUAAAAUAGAAAAAAAAAUCUUGGUGUUAAAACUAAUCGUUCAAAAAAUUGACUAUAAAUCAAACUAUGAUUCGAUUAGAUUACAAGGUAGAACUACAUCUGAAAAUGAUUUCGUAUCCAAAAACUCCUUUGAAUCUGUUCAAAUCGACUUUAAUCACCCCUUUAACUUGUACCUAGAACAAUGGGAUAAAGUAUCUUUACAAAUCCUACAAUCUUGCACAAUAGAUCAAAAAGCUGAAGUUGGUGCCAUUCUAUUAGAUGAAGGUCUAGCUAACUUCUGUCUUUUAACUGAAACUGUCUCCAUUUUCAAAACUAACGUCACAAAAUCUUUCCCCAAGAAAAGAAGAGGUGAUAAUUCCCAAUAUGAUAAAGCCUUAAACUCCUUUUAUAAUCAAAUUUAUGAAAAAUUAAAAACAACUUUUAAUCUAGAAAAAUUAAAAGCUAUUAUAAUAUCUUCUCCAGGAUUUUGGGCCCAAGACUUAUUAAAAAAAAUUAUUGAAACUGCUCAAGCAAAAACUGAUAAAUUAGUUUUGAAUGCAAAACAAAAAUUCUUAAUAGCUCAUUCUUCAACUGGCCUUUUGCAAAGUUUAGAUGAAAUCUUAAAAGAUAAAUCUGUCUUGAAAAAAUUAGCUGAUACAAAAUUCUCAAUAAAUAUUCAUAUUUUAAAUCAAUUUUUAAAAAAAAUUAAUGAUGAUGAUUAUACUGCUUGCUAUGGUGAUGUUGAUGUAAUUAAAGCUAUUGAGAUGGGUGUCGUUCAAAACAUCCUAAUAACUGAUACAAAGUUCAGAGCUGAUGAUCCAAAUAUUAGAAAAAAAUAUCUUAACCUUGUCGAUCAAGUUGAAAGAACUGGUGGGAAAGCCACCAUUUUUUCAACUUUACAUGAUUCUGGAGUUCAAUUACAAAAUCUAACUGGUAUUGGUUGCAUUUUAAGAUAUCCUGUUCCUGAAUUAUUCGAAGAUGAUGAUGGUCCUGAACAAAAUUCUGAUGAUUCUGAUUCUGAUAAUGAUGAAUCGGAUGACGAUGAGGAUGUUUUUUAG
Ascoidea rubescens DSM 1968 is the source of this 1206-nucleotide messenger RNA. RefSeq names its product translation release factor eRF1. The coding region runs from base 1 to 1206 and encodes 401 amino acids. The record is from RefSeq and is a predicted model, not a curated record. Gene Ontology annotation, cellular component: cytoplasm. Gene Ontology annotation, biological process: nonfunctional rRNA decay; RNA surveillance; nuclear-transcribed mRNA catabolic process, non-stop decay. The transcript has a single exon. NCBI's taxonomy places the organism in Eukaryota, Fungi, Ascomycota, Saccharomycetes, Ascoideales, Ascoideaceae.